CACAACUAGACGGCGUUGCCAAAUGGAGUAGAACGCAGAAACCAAGUGCACUAUUUUAUUUCAGUGACUUAGAUUGCUGGUUAACUGAUAUUCAAUGGCUGCCAAGAGCACGGAGAAGGAGAAGGGCGAGGGUCUGGAGGCCGCGACGUCAGCGGAGAAACCCGAUCCAGCCGCACCCACUGAACCAGCUGAGGAAAAGUCCAAGGAACUGGCGCCGGAAGACACAACGCCGGAUAAAAAGGAUGGUGGACGUAAAAGGAAAAGGCAUUUGUUCAAUUCGAUUCGCGGCCAAAUGGAAUUCUACUUCGGUGACGCCAACUUGAGCAAGGAUCGCUUCCUUAGGCGCUACGUAGAGCAGGAUCCAUAUGUACCUUUGGAAAUCUUUCUCACUUUUAAUAAGAUAAAGACGCUCACACAGGAUGUGCAGCAGAUAGCCAAGGCACUAAGCAACUCCCAGCUCCUGGAGCUGGAUGAGACCAACCUAAAGGUCAAGCGACGUACCAAGCUGCCAGAUCAGCGCGAUGUCAACGACAAAACCUUGUAUGUAGAGGCCCUUCCUGCAAAUGCCACUCACGAUUGGCUGAAGGAGGUAUUCAGUCGCUAUGGAGCGGUGGCCUACGUGUCCCUGCCCCACUAUCCGGGCACAAAAAAGAUUAAGGAAUUUGCCUUUAUCGAGUUUGAAAAGAGCGGGUCCUUGGAGAAGGCUGUGAAGGCUUUUGCCCAGAUACAGGGCGUUUUGUCCGUAGAAACCGAUCCCAGCGAUUUGGCCAGUGUGCGCUCCUUUCAGCAACAGCAGCAGUCGCAACAGAAAGCGGAGCAGACGCAGUCAGAGGCUGAACAGGCUGAGUUGCCAAAGAGAAAUCUAAAAAGGGAGGCCACCGACAAGGAUCGCGAGGAGGUACACGAAGUGAAACGGGUUAAGUUGGAGGAGGGUCAGCCCAGCGAGACCUCUACAGCUGGGGAAACAGCGAGUGAAACGGAUGCGGAAGCUACAGCCGAAGGCUCCGAUGAGGAGGGCAAAACAGAGGCAACCGAUGGCGAUGAGGCUGCCAAAAAGCGCCGUCGCAAGCGCAAGAAAAAGGCGAUUGUGGACAAGCCAAACAUUGAGCCCAGUGCCCUGGAGCUUAAGGUGCUACCCAAGACCAGUUGGAGCAGUAUGCGCAAUAAGUACUUGAAUCUACAGCGGCGCCUCGUCAGUGAGGCAAAGAGCAAGCUGUGGCGUGAAAAUCACCCACAAAAUCAGCAGCACCCUCAUCACCAGCAGCACAGCCACCCAAACCAUCCAAAACCUUCGCAACUGCCCGAGGCAGCCAAAGAGGAGGAAACCGGAGGCGAGGUCCUUAGCGAUGGCGGUGAAGGUGCCGUAGAAGCAGCGCCUGUGCCAGCCAAGCGUCGCAAGGCGGUGCACAAGAUGAACAUGAAUUUCUACGGCGCCGGCGGCGUGGAAUCAACCAAAUCCGAAGAACCUUCGCAGGAACGCACGCCGCUCUUCAAAUACGAACCCGGUCUGAUUGUGGAGUGCUCUCUGCUAGAACCGUGCACCAAUAUUAAAGAGUUUAAGGCUGACAUGCGCCAAUAUCCGGAUAUUAAAUAUGUGGAUAUUAAGGAGGGCGAACAAGUGGCCCUACUACGUUUGAGCACGCCUGCCGCAGCCGAAGAACUGGUACGCCAGGGCAACUGCCCUGAGAGGCAGCUGAAAGUGCUCUCUGGGCAGCAGGAGACGCUCUAUUGGCGCAAAAUCGAGCAGGAUCGCGAGGCGAAACUGUCGAAAAAAGUUCGCGUGCAGCAAAAACGCGGUCGCGAGAAAGUGGGCAAAAUGCUGGGUAAGCACAUUAAGUUUGAUGAUGGCGAUGAUGAAGUGCAGGGGGCCGUUAUGGACUGAGUCCACUUUCAGUUGCGGGGUAAGUCUGAAUUUCAUUUCAGGAAACUCUUUAUAAAUAUUAUAUUAUAAUAUAAGCUAUAUUCAUUUAUAAAUGUAAGCGAAGUUGUAAAAAAGAAUUGUGUGUAUACGAUUCUAGCACAAGAUUUCCUAAUUAUUGAGUAAUACUGUAAAAACAAAUUGAAU
Molecule: messenger RNA, 2065 nt
Organism: Drosophila mauritiana
Lineage: Eukaryota; Metazoa; Arthropoda; Insecta; Diptera; Drosophilidae
Gene: Larp7
Product: la-related protein 7
Exons: 2
Coding region: 95-1882 (595 amino acids)
Biological process (GO): RNA processing
Cellular component (GO): nucleus
Molecular function (GO): mRNA binding
Source: RefSeq, a predicted model, not a curated record